Xenopus tropicalis (tropical clawed frog) is the source of this 5263-nucleotide messenger RNA. RefSeq names its product mitoguardin 2 (gene miga2). Lineage: Eukaryota; Metazoa; Chordata; Amphibia; Anura; Pipidae. The coding region runs from base 261 to 2030 and encodes 589 amino acids. Gene Ontology annotation, biological process: mitochondrial fusion. The record is from RefSeq and is a predicted model, not a curated record. Gene Ontology annotation, cellular component: mitochondrial outer membrane. The transcript has 16 exons.
UACUCACGUUUUGUGAUGUCACUCGCGACCAUUUGCAACUAGGAACUGGCAGCUGCGCGGAGACGCUAGAGAGCGGAGGAGAAGCUUGUCCUUCUGAGGAGUGAGAGGGUGGAAGAUGGGACACGUAACAGUGCCAUGUUCUUUACCUUGGCGAGACCAAAAGGAUAACACUACUACUCUGAAAUAAAAAGAAUUUUUUUUUUUAAGUUGGCUUCCUUGGAUUUUUUUUUUCAAUAUAUAUAUAUGUAUAAUCAAUAGCUAUGGCAUUUCAGAGAGCAGAGGGGAUGUCAAUCAUUCAGGCCCUUGCCAUGACGGUAGCAGAGAUACCAGUGUUUUUGUACACGACCUUUGGACAGUCCACAUUCUCGCAACUCAGACUGUCUCCUGGUCUUCGAAAGGUCCUUUUUGCCACGGCUCUUGGCACAGUUGCCCUAGCCCUGGCUGCACACCAGCUAAAACGGCGCAAGCACAAGAAGAAGCAGAUUACAGCAGACAAAGGAGGCCUAAAGCUCGGCGGGGUGCCUAGCUCUGUUUUGCCUGUUAGGCGUUCUUCCUCAGCUAAAAAAGGAUACUCCCGUAGCAGAGUGCAGAGCCCCAGCAGUAAGAGCAAUGAUACGCUAAGUGGCAUCUCUUCCCUGGAACCCAGCAAGCAUUCCAGCUCCUCCCACAGCUUGACUUCGGUAGUGGCAGUAAAUUCUUCAAGUGUAAAUGUUGCCUCCGCAGGACCUUGGGAGUCCCCAGAAAUGGAUGAAACGUUAGAAGAGGAAGAUUCUAAUGCUGAAAACCUUUAUAUUCAAGGCAUGGAGCUCUUCGAGGAGGCUUUGCAUAAGUGGGAGCAAGCACUGAACCUUGGGCAGAGAAGCAGAUCCAAUACACCAUUGUCGCAAGUUAAUGAGCCACUGAACAAGAGUUACAGCGAGGGCCUAAGUGAGGACUCGCAGAGCAGGCAGUUUGCAGGAAGGCUGGAAGCUCUCCUUCAUCGUGCCUACAAUUUGCAGGAAGAAUUUGGGACCAGUAUUCCACCUGAUAGUUUGCUGAUGGAUCUGGAAGGAUCUCUGAUGUUCCCCCUUGCAGAGAGUAGAAGGGCCCUGCUGACAUACGAGGAAGGCAGUACAACCUCUGAAGACUCCUUUUUCUCGGCAGCAGAGCUCUUUGACACUUUGCAGUUAAACGAGGUUCCCUUUCGGCCACCCAAGCCAGCAGCAGCUUAUGAGGAAGCACUAAUGCUAGUACACACUGGAGAAGUAGCCUGUAGGACCCUCAGAACAGAGUUAUUGGGUUGCUAUAAUGAUCAAGAUUUCCUGGCAAAACUGCACUGUGUUCGGCAGGCAUUCGAGGUAUUGCUUCUUGAUGAAAGGAACCGGCUGUUUUUUGGUGAAGUUGGCAAACAGAUGGUGUCUGGGCUGAUGCAGAAAGCGGAGAAGAAUCCUAAAGGCUUUCUCGAAAACUAUGAGGAAAUGCUGCGAUAUGCGCUGAAGGAGGACACAUGGACUACAACGCAAAAGGAAUUAAAAGGACGUGGGGUAGUCUGCAUGAAUUUCUUUGACAUUGCACUGGAUUUCAUUCUGAUGGAUGCCUUUGAGGACCUUGAAAGCCCACCCUCGUCUGUUAUUGCCGUUCUGCGCAAUCGGUGGCUUUCAGACAGCUUCAAAGAGACUGCACUGGCUACUGCUUGCUGGUCCGUCUUAAAAGCAAAAAGGAGGCUUUUAAUGGUUCCUGAUGGAUUCAUAUCACAUUUUUACUCCGUAUCGGAACAUGUCAGCCCUGUUUUGGCAUUUGGAUUCCUUGGGCCCAAAGAGCAUUUGGCAGAAAUUUGUAAUUUCUUUAAGCACCAGAUUGUGCAGUACUUGACGGACAUGUUUGACCUGGAUAAAGUGAGCUACACCACAAUCCAGUCGCUGGCAGAUGAUAUCCUUCACCUUUCUCGCAGGAGGAGCGACAUACUGUUGGGGUAUUUAGGAGUAGAGACUGUACAGGAAAUGAAUGGGGCUGUACCUGUUGAAACCGGACAGGCAGAACUGGACCUGUAACAAUAGAAUUCUAUUUUCCCCCCCCCUGAUAACACCACGUGACCAGUCACAUCAUUUAUCCCGUUUCUAGGCCAAGAGACUGCCUGCACUUCUAGGUCUGUUUUAGUGCAGAUCUACCCCUUGUCCUUGGCGGCAGCACAAUUGACAUAAUUACACUGUAACUACUAAUAUAGAAUGUGGUACACCUUCAGCGGAUGUUGAACUACAACAACCCAUGUCCUACUAUGGUGCUUUCUAUCCUUGCAACAAACUCUGGGACCCUCAACGGUUGCCACUGGUCAUUCCAUUCCACUGGAAGAAUCUUUCCUCAGUUGAAUUUUUAUCAAUUGUUUAAAAAAAAAAAAAUUAAUAGUGUCGCUGAAGGAGGAAAAACAAACAGCACUGCAUUUUUAAGUGUUUUAAAUUCAGAUUUAUUUUUUUUUUUUUGCAGCCUCUUGACUGCCACAAAAAUGUAAUUUAACACUCUCCUGUCUAGCAAUGCACCUAUAAUGUGAAACAAUACUGUGUCAUGGGUGGACUUAAGUUAGGAAUUGCACUAAGUACAGCAGACGUCCGUUUCAUGUUAUUAAGGUAGAUUUAAAGCUGGAUGCACAGGAGCAGACAUAGGCUUCCGACUUGGCUUUUGAGCCUGCGGCCUUUUCGCCUUUCUAUCGGUCCAGAUUAUUAUCUGAUGGUGGAUUAUUCAGAUACUGGGUAGGCAAGGCUGUAAAAUACUUUAAGCCAUGGACUCAUUAGGCUUUAAAAGCAAGCUUUGCACAGACACCCCUUAGUGGUGUAACUUGUAUGCAGCAGACCCUGCAACCCCAGGGGUGCCUUAAGGAAUGGGGAGGCCUGGACCUGUGUUUACCCAUCAUGCAUCUUUCCUAUGGGACUGCAUCCUUCUUCCAUGCCCACUGUGCUGCACAUGAUGCAAGCAUGCUAAUGCACUGGUGGCCAAGGGGGUGAGCAAUAAGGAGGAUAAGAAAAGGGGGGGGGGGGGCCUGGCUGCAUCAACUUAGGGUGGCCAUGCUUGGACAGAUAUAAGCUGCUGAGUCCUUUAAAUCGAUUUGGCAGACAAUAACCUUCACCUUCUCGCAGGAGGAGAGACAUACUGCUGGGGUAUUUAGGAGUAGAGACUGUAGCGCCUUAUGAGAGCCAACCAACGACACACAUAGCCAAAUCAUAGUUGCACUAGGUCAUUGACCCGGGCAGAGAAAGCAAAUUAACCCUUUCAUAGCUGGUUUUACUCAGGAAGUACUAAUCAAUUAAUGUCAAAUAUUAGGGAGAAAAAGAUAAGCUAAGGUGGAUGUGUAACUGUACGUUGGAAGUUUGUGUAUGUAAAAAAAACAACAACAAAAAUAUUCUAUACAUCUGUGUAACAAUCCGUGUACAACCUGCUACGAUGAACUACAUCUCCCAGAUCUCUGCUUGGGGAAUGCUGGAAGAUGGAGUUCACAAUUUAGAUUUUGGCAUCCCUGGCAUAAGCCAAUCAAAUACUGUGAUGCUUUUAUAUGUGUUUAUAGCAGUCUAUAAUUGUUAAAAGGCUAAUUUUUUAAAUAUUUUUUUUCAUGGAUAAUGCACUGAAUUUUUUAGAACCUUUUAGGGUUCAAUAUUUAAAGCAGUUGUUUAACUUUAAAUGUAGACAUUGAUAUUCUGAGACAAUUUGCAAUUGGUCUUCAUUUUUUAUUUUUUUCUGGUUUGGAGUUAUUUAGCGUUCUGUGCAGCAGCUCUCCAGUUUGGAAUUUCAGCAACUAUGUAUGUAUGUAUAUUUUUAUUUAUAAAACGCUACUUAUGUACACAGCGCUGUACAGUAGAAUACAUUAAUACAAACAGGGGGUUAAUAAGAUAAUAGAUAAAUACAAAGUAUAACAAUAAAUACAAAUAAAUACAAGAUACAGUUGCAAUAAAUUAAGAGUCAAAGACACAAGAGGAUGGAGGUCCCUGCCACGUAGAGCUUACAAACUAUCAGUGGUUUAAAUGCAAGACUGGAAUAUGAAUAGAAGAUAGACUUAAUAGGAAGAUAAGUAAGAAAAUUAAGAAUAAAAAUAAAAUUGUAGUGUCACAGAGCAAAAGCUUUUUGGCUACUGGGGUCAGUGAUCAGCUUCUAUAAGCUUGAAAGAAUCAUUAGGAGAAGGCAAAUAAUUAAAACUAUGAAAAAUAAAUAAUGAAAACCAAAUGCAAAGUUGUUAUAAAUAGGACAUUCUAUAACAUACAAAAAUUAACUUAAAGGUGAACCACCCCUUUAAUGGCCCUGGGAAAGAAUACUGAAGGGCUUUCCAGCAAUGUGUAGGGAACAUUACUGUUGUCACCAAGCAGGAGUAACAUCAUGUCGUACUAGUUUACUGUUGGAUCAUAGAGUUGUGUAUUAGCAGAAUGUUCCAGCCCUUCCUACGAAACUUAUAUUUAAAACAAACUUGCAGCACUUCGAAAGAAAUUCUUAAUUAAACAGAGAAUGUGACAAAUUCAGAGGUGUAAAAGAUGGUGUUUCCAUGCCUUUGUUUGUUUACCUUACAGUAUUAAUUGUGAUUGCUUAAAGUGAUACCGACCCAUUGCUGUUCCUGCUGAAUUGUGCUUAGUACAGGGGAAUCCCUAUGCUGCCAUAGUUUUAUGGUAACUCUCUGUACAGAAUAUGAGCAAAUUUAGGGGGCUGUUCCUGCUGAAUUUUGCUUGGAGCAGGGGAAUCCCUAUGCUGGUACCUAUACAUCAGGAACAUUUUAUAGAGGCUGGGGGAAAGUAGUUGUACAUUCAUACACAAUACCAUAACAAUUUAAGUUGCAGUAACCCUUUCUCAUACUGACAAAGUGAAAAUACUAUAUGCCUUUAGCCAGAGAAUUGAGUCUUUUGACAUUGCUUAUAGAGGAUUUACUUUUCAGUAGGUCAGUGACCCUUCCCUUAGGACACACUACUAGGUAUCAGUACAGUCUCCAUUUGGCUGUAUUGGGUUAUGUUAAUAAAUACCAGGACCAUUUUUCCUUCUCUCUAUUCAUUCGCCUCUCUUGUUGCAGGGUACAGCACCGCCAUAUUUACUAUGCACCCAGGUGACUUGUGGAUUAAGCUUGGUGACUGCACAGUACUGUACCCAGCUCACACCGCCACAAGGGACACCUGGGGGAACAGGAAACUAUGGCGUUGCCAUGGUUAUGCUCUCCAUAAUUUGCACUCAGUUAUAUUAACCCCUGCAUUGUAAAUUCAACCAGCAUUUAUUUAUUUCUCCUAUAAGAUAAUAAACAUUUGAGCUCCCAUUUGAAUCAGAA